Molecule: messenger RNA, 5657 nt
Organism: Saimiri boliviensis boliviensis (Bolivian squirrel monkey)
Lineage: Eukaryota; Metazoa; Chordata; Mammalia; Primates; Cebidae
Source: RefSeq, a predicted model, not a curated record
CGUAUGUGGGCGCCUGCGAUCCCUGCAGCAGCGCCCCCCGGAGGGCAGUGCGCCUCCCGGAAGAAGCUGGGCGAAAUCUCUGCAUGAAGCAGGGAACGGCAUUUGCUGAAAGUGUGCGCGUUUUCUAGGGCUCAGUGCGGGCCUCCGGGCGUCGUGGGGGGUUGCCAGGUGGGCCUUGCCGUGGCCUGUGUUGUCCACGUGGCCGUGGGUCAGUUCCGCGCUGGAGGAGACCCUUCCCCAGACACCUGCUGGCCACCCAGCCAAGGCUUUGAGGUCUGGGAAUGUCUCUGGACGCCACCCCACACCCCGACCAGACUCCUCUCCCCGCGGCUCCUGGACAGAACAUUCCGUGACCACGAAGCCAAGUUUGCCCAGGCCCCGCCCUCGCCCUGGGGAAACCCAGCUGGGGAUGGGAAGGAGGAAUGCCGCCCGCCUGCCCGCCCAGACCAGAGUCGCCCCACAUGCCAGGCCGGGGCCCGCAGCCUCCCGGGGCACGUGGGAGCUCCGGGCUUCCUGGCAGGAAAAGCCCCCGCAACCCGCAGAAGGGCCGGUCCCGGGGCAGGGACGAGGAGGGAAGUUGCCGCUGGGUGGGUGACCUCGGGGUGGGGUUCAGGCUGGGGUGUUUUUAAUGAUGUGGUUGCAUCUGGUCACCGCCCCCCCCCGGCGCCCCCCCAUUCUUUCCUGUCCUCCCCACCUUGUGACCCAGACUGUGGCUUGAAUUAAGAAUGUUUUUCAGAUAAGUACACGCCUUUGAGGUUAAAACUGUGCCUAAUGAUUAAACACCAGACGGAGCUCGCCCCGGGAGAAGAGCAGGUCGGCAUUCCUGCCUUUCCCCUUUGGACUCCAGGCGAGCCUGUCUGCAUAACCCGGAGCGCUGAAGAGCGGCUCCCCCGAUCCUCCCGCAGCCCUGGGGGCUGACGUCCUGACCCGGCCUACAGAGGAGGCAGCUGAGGCCCAGAGAGGUUCACCUGCCCCGUCCCGGGCCCGUCACUGCGGGAGACAGAGGCAGGUCAGAACGAGGCCUGGAGGGCCCCCAGGCCUGUGCCCCAUGGAUGCCAGCACAUCUGCCGGGCACAGUCCUCCCCCGCCGGCGCCAGCCCUUGGUGUCUCGGGUGCUGGGUAACUCUUGUGGGCUUCCACACGCACACCUGUGGCCACAAUGCUGGCACCUGCCCGGGCCUCUGGCCCUGUUCUAGGCGCAGGACAUGUGGCCGCAGUGGGCCGGGCCCCGGCCGUGAGGAGUAGGCAUCCCCCGAGCCUGUCCCGCACUGAGAACUCAGUGGCCGGGAGCGAACAGGAAAGCGAGAAGCUCUGCAGGGCACAGACCCCUAACAGUGGAGACCCGGACCCGGAGCACGUGGGUGUCAGUUUUGGGGAGGAGACGGGGUGGGUGCUGACAAGGGGCCAGUGAGGGGACCUUGGGACCCUGGCCAGCCCUGAAAGGAAGGCAGGUUGGGUGCACGCCCCACCCUGGGGCACCCCUUUCCCACCUGCGUGAGGUGUGCAGGGCCGGGAGGACGGGGCUGAGGAGCGCAGUUCCAGCUCUGGCUUUGCCUCGGCGUCCCGUGGCGUGCUGCUGGGGACCGUGAAGCUGCUGGGCGGCCCAGCUGUAUUGCAGCCCGGGGCCAGAGGAGAGGUCAGUAACCCCUACCCGUGCCAUCUUGAGUUUAAGUUUGAUGUUUUUAGAUCAUGGGCCUUUCCGCAUUCGUUUUUAUUUUUUAAUUUCAUUUCACAGUCAGACGUUUCUGCUGAUGGCUGGGUUUUUGGUCCCUCUAACAUGCCUCCCAAGCCUUGCCCUGGUCCCCGCCCUGCUCGGCAGAGCCAGAGCCGCAGGCUGCCCGAGUCUCCUUCGCUUUCUUGGCCGUGUUUGUGGGAGGCCCGCCUCCCGCCCCAGCCCCCGGACACCACCCCUUCCCGUCUUUUUCCCAGACCCCAUUGUUGGCACGGCUUGCUGAGCAGAGACACUGGCCGCUUUAUGGGGAGAAACCCAAUCAGGGUGGUGGGGGGGGGCUCUUUUGGGGGGGGGGCAGCUCCCAGUGGCCCCGAGCCAAGCCUGAGGUGACUUCGGGGUGACACUGUCUGUCUGCCUCACUUGCUCCAGACAUCCGCCUGGCCCUGAAAUGGCCACCUGCCCACCGAGGCCUCCGCACACCUGUCCCGGCCGGCCCGGCCCCUCCCCCGCCCGUGGGCAGACACCGUGGGGCCAGGGCAGCGCUCCGGAGGUGGCAGCUGGCAGAUGGCAGAGCGCCUGCCGACUGCUCACUCCCCGUCAGCUCUGCUCAGGGAGCGCCAUUCACACCGCGCGGCCCGCUCAGCCCUCGUCCAGGCUGGCUGGGAAGGGUCUCUCUGGUCUGAAGCCUCCCGGGCAAGGGGGGAUUCCUGCCGCCUCCCCAGGCCCGAGGCCUGUGCUCACCCCCAGGGCUGCCGGAGAUCAUCUCCAUGUACACCCCACAACAUGCAACUGGGGCCUUCUCCCGACCAGCUCAGAAAUGACUCUGAGGGGGUCACCAUGUAGAAGCAUCAAUCUUUCGCCAGCCCGCACCCAAAACAGCCCUGUUGUCGGCUGGAGUCCCGUGCCGGGGCCCGUGAGGUCCUGGUCCUGCGGGGCACAGCAGGGUUGGGUGCGCAGGAAAUGUGCCAGACACCCUCCUCGGAGUCCCCGGGAGUGGGCAGUGCCCCACUCAGGCUCCCUGACCACUGCAGGCCGGGGUGGGCCAGAUGCGAGUCCCAGAGCCUGCGGGGCAGAGCCAGGACUCGGCAGGGAGCGCAGGGCCCUCCUGGGAAAGGGGCAGGAGAAAGCAGGGUGGUUGUGCCUGGCGGAGGGAUGGGCCAGGGCAAUGCUGGGAGCAGAGACCUGCCCGGGGCAUUUGCUGCUCUGGGAGGGAGCCAGGGCUGUGGGCACGCAGGGAUGGGGCAGAGACGGUAGAAAGGGUGGCAGCAGUGGUAGACGGACUGGCUGGCUGGGAGCUCAGGCAGGGCUGGUGCUCAGGGAGGAGGAGGGAAGGGCACCCCCACCCGGUGUCCCCACAGGCCCCCCAAUAACCUGGUGAGUGAAUUUCCUGAUCCCCAGCAGGGCUGCCCUUCCUCAAGGUCACACCGUACAGGGCCGCGGGGAGCCAGGGUCUGUCUGCUCCCAUCCAGCUCUUGGGCUCAGCCCUGUGGACCCCCAUUCCCUUCCUGCCUGGAUGUGCCUCUCUGGCCUUCGCACCCCGUGCCCGUCCUGCAAGGGCACCUGGCCGGAAUGGGCUGGAGUGAGGAAAAAUUGUGAUUCACUGAACAAGCCCUUGAGGGGUCCCUGCAGCCCUAGGCUGGAUGCUGUGAGCCCCUCCCGGGGGGGUUCCGCUCAUGGGGAGACCCCAAGCCUUCCUCGUCCUGGGUCCCAGGAGAAGCCACAGCCCCGGGGAGCCUCAGCGUCCUCCUCAGUGCAGUGGGGAUUUAACCCCUCCCUCCAGGGUCCAGCCACUUGCUGACAGGCCAUGCAUCCUUCCACCCUCCCCUUGGGCCUGGAGCAUCCAGGUACCAGCCUGGCAGGGCACGGGCUACCCAGUGGGGGAAGCUGGCCACUGACCACACAAGGAUAGGCCCGGGUCUUGGUCAUUAGUGACCUGGCAUUGUCCAGCCGACACAGGGCUGGCCACGGAGGCCAUUCCAUCCAGGGCCAUCGGGGUGUCUGGGCAAGGCCCAAGGUCACAGCAGGGUUCAGAGCUGGGCAAGGCCACGUCUCUUCCAGAGCUGACACUUGUCACUUUUGUUUUUAAAACCAAACAGGUCAAGGAGUGGCGCUGACCUGGGAGCCCCUGCCUGGGGCCAGCCUUUCUCGCAGUGAGCUGGGCCUCCUGCCAUCCUGGCUCUGGAGGUAGGAGCCAUCCUGAGGGCCAGGACACUCCUGGUCCUCUCCGGGCCCUGCCCUCAGGCACAGAGGUCCUUAGCUGGGGACCUUCGCCCAGGCUAUGCCCUCCCGAGAAGCGAUGUCUCUUCUUGUCUUCCCGUCACCCCCCAGCACUCCCCCAGGCGGCUCACCUCAUCUGCCCACAGUGCUCCAGUGACCCUCGGGAGGGAGGAGGAGGCGGUGCCCGGAGAGCAAGCAGACCCCUCCCCCACCAGCUUCUGAGAGCAAAGACAGAGAUACAGCCCAGAGAUACAGCACCCCCUAGCCUCAGUUUCCCCACUAUGAAGUGGGAUUCGUGGUCUCAGCCUCCCCAGGGCUGUGAGGACUAUGUGGUCCAGCCCAGCCUAGUGCCUGCCUGGAGUCGGCAGCCUGCUCAGGACAUGCUGUGGCGGGAGGGCUGGGGUCGAUCCUCCAAGUCCACUCUGGCCCAGGGGAGCCGAGAGCCAGCAUGCGGUUUAACUCGGCAGGAAGCGGAAUGUUCAGACAUCACUCUGCUGCUCUCCGGCUGUGUGACCUCGAGAAUGCCGCCUUGCCUCUCUGGGCCUCGGUCUCCUCACCUGUAAGAGGGGUUGACAGGCAUGCCUGCCUCUUCAGCUCUUCCCCAGGCUCCCCCAGGAAGGUGGUGGGCACAGCGAGCGUUUGUUGAGGCUGAGCCUGCUCCAGGCCCGGGAGAGGUGGGGCUCAGAGAGGCCCGUCUCUGGCCACGUUUUCCUGCUAGGGAGCCCCGAGGCCCCCUCAGCGCCCCUCAGCCCUCUUCCCUCCCCUACUCCAGGAGAUGCCUCCGGAAGCCAUGGAGUCCCACCUCAGCACGAGACUGACUGCCCUUUGGGUUUCCUCCUCUGUAAAGCGGAAGCAGAUGAGGACGGAAGGAGACGCAGUGUGGAGCGUCAGGGCGAAGGAGAGCUGAGCCCCAGCCGCACCGAGGGUGGCGACCCGCGUGGCUGUUCAUCCGACCUCUGUCCCCCAACCACCCCCUACAUCAGGCCAGGCUCGUGGGUGGCCCUGAGCCGGAGACUGGGCCGAACCCUCCUCUGAGCACCAGGAGAAGGCACCAUGGGCCCAGGGGUGGCCAAGACGUUUGGCGGACACAGGGCCAAGGGUGUGGGCCUUGGCCACCAGCCCAGGCACCCAGCACAUGCCCCAGCCUGGCCAGCUCAGUGGCAGGGCCUCUGCCUGCGGAGGAAGGAAGGCUGAGGCCCCUUUCCCGAGCAGGAAGUGAGAGCGAUGGCUCUGCACGCUCCCUGGGCCCCACAUGGGCACAGCCUGAAGGCGGACGGUGGCUCCUCUGUACCUGGGGAAACUGAGGCCCAGAUAGCCAGGGGCUUCCUGCGACCAGCCAGCAGCAGCUGCCCCUUCCAGGGGUGCCGUCUCCACUGUCCCUCCUUCCCUGAGCCUGCCCAGCCCUCCUGCUCUGGUGGCUGAGGACCGCCGGGCGGGGGCGGCGCUGGGCGGGGUUGGUGGACCCUCCCGCAGGGCAAGGCCGGGCCUGGCGGGGUGAGGUAGUAGGUUGUGUGGUUUCAGGGCAGUGAUGUUGCCCCUCAGAAGAUAACUAUACAACCUACUGCCUUCCCUGAGGAGCCCAGUGACGCGACCCCACGGGAGGGCUGCCCCCAAACUCAGUGACGGGGCAGGGGGGCCUAAGCCAAAGAUGGACGGGCAUCUGGAGCCUGGGUGCAAUAAAGCUGCUCUGGCCAUGAACUUGGAACUGGCCCCUUUCAUUCUGGAAGCCCAGGGACUGGCCUCUGGGGCCCAUCUGCCGUGGGACACG